Emys orbicularis (European pond turtle) is the source of this 2186-nucleotide messenger RNA. RefSeq names its product polypeptide N-acetylgalactosaminyltransferase 4 (gene GALNT4). Lineage: Eukaryota; Metazoa; Chordata; Testudines; Emydidae. Gene Ontology annotation, molecular function: polypeptide N-acetylgalactosaminyltransferase activity. The record is from RefSeq and is a predicted model, not a curated record. Gene Ontology annotation, biological process: protein O-linked glycosylation. The transcript has a single exon. Gene Ontology annotation, cellular component: Golgi apparatus. The coding region runs from base 195 to 1946 and encodes 583 amino acids.
GCUCCUCCGCAUCCCCGCUCCGGACUCUAUAUCCGGGAAGAAGAGGACCUUCUGCAACCCUCCCGCCCCCCUCCCCAGCAGUCUGAGCCCGGAACUGCUGCCCGUCCGUGGCUCCCGGCAGUGCCAGGAAGGGGCAGAGCGUUGCAAGAACUUACAGCUCUCUCGUCUGCCCGCGGCUGGUUUAAUCGCUUGCAAUGAGGAUCCGUCUGGCCAGAAGAUGGACUUGGCUUGUCAGAAGCUGCCUGUUGCUUGGCCUCUUGAUGGUUGCCUACUUCGUAGUGGAGCUGUCUGUUUCUACCUUCCAUGCCUCCUCCACCGGAGACAGCGUCACCAAUGGGAGAUGGGAGAGGCACUUUUCUAAUAGAGCAGAAAAAGCAGAGGAUUUGGCUCGUCCAGUUUAUGAAAAAUCCCCUCCUGAUUCUUCUGCGCCAGGAGAAUGGGGUAAGGCCGCUCGUCCACAAUUGACUCCUGAGGAAAAGAAACUUGAAGAAGAGCUGAUUGAAAAAUAUGCAAUUAAUAUUUAUUUGAGUGACAAAAUAUCUCUACAUCGUCACAUACAGGACAAUCGAAUGUAUGAAUGUAAAGCCAAAUCUUACAACUAUAGAAAACUUCCAACUACAUCCGUUAUAAUUGCUUUCUAUAAUGAAGCUUGGUCAACCUUACUGCGGACAAUUCACAGCGUUCUUGAAACAUCUCCUGCAGUACUUCUAAAAGAAAUUAUACUAGUGGAUGACUUGAGCGAUAAAAUAUAUCUGAAGGCUGAACUUGAAAAGUACAUUAGUAACCUGAAAAGAGUUCGUUUGAUAAGAACCAGCAAACGAGAAGGACUGGUUCGUGCACGCUUAAUUGGAGCUACCUUUGCUACUGGUGAUGUCCUCACAUUUCUAGACUGUCAUUGUGAGUGUAACUCUGGUUGGCUGGAACCACUUUUAGAGAGGAUUGCUGAGAACGAGACUGUGAUCAUUUGUCCUGUUAUAGAUACCAUUGAUUGGAAUACAUUUGAAUUCUACAUGCAGACGGGUGAGCCCAUGAUUGGGGGAUUUGACUGGCGAUUGACAUUUCAGUGGCAUUCCGUGCCUGAACAUGAACGUCAAAGAUGGAAAUCUAAAACUGACCCAAUUAGAUCCCCAACUAUGGCUGGUGGGCUAUUUGCAGUUAGUAAGAAGUAUUUUGAGUAUCUUGGUACAUAUGACACAGGGAUGGAUGUCUGGGGUGGGGAGAAUUUAGAACUAUCAUUCAGGGUGUGGCAAUGUGGCGGCACGUUGGAGAUCCAUCCUUGUUCCCAUGUAGGCCAUGUGUUUCCAAAGCGGGCUCCAUAUGCGAGGCCAAAUUUCCUUCAGAACACUGCACGUGCUGCCGAAGUGUGGAUGGAUGAAUAUAAAGAACAUUUUUACAAUAGAAAUCCUCCAGCAAGAAAAGAAAAUUAUGGUGAUAUUUCUGAAAGAAAACUAGUAAGAGAGCGUUUGAAAUGUAAGAGUUUUGACUGGUAUUUGAAAAAUAUUUUUUCCAACUUACAUGUACCAGAGGAUCGUCCGGGCUGGCAUGGAGCUAUCCACAGUAUGGGAAUAUCAUCAGAAUGUCUAGACUACAAUUCACCUGAACAUAAUCCUACUGGGACUUACGUGUCUCUCUUUGGAUGUCAUGGUCAAGGAGGCAAUCAGUUCUUUGAAUAUACAUCGAGUAAAGAAAUUAGGUUUAACUCUGUGACUGAACUAUGUGCUGAAGUCCUUGAACAAAAGGAUUUAAUUGGCAUGAGGAACUGCCCAAAAGAUAGAUCCCCUAUCCCAGAAAAUAUCAUAUGGCAUUUUAAAGAGGAUGGGACUAUUUAUCAUCCUCAUUCAGGAAAGUGCCUUAGUGCUUAUCGUACUUCUGAGGGUCGGCCUGAUGUGCAAAUGAGGACUUGUAGUGCUGCAGAUAAAAAUCAAAUUUGGAAGUUUGAGAAAUAAAAUAGCCACUGAUGAUAGUUAUUAUCUGAAGAACUUCAGAGUAAAUUAGUGGCUGGCUAUGCUUUGAUACGUGGAUGUCCUCUGAGAGCCUUCCCUAUAGUAGUUUAGGAACUGAAUCUCUUAUGCUGAAAUUUACGAAAGUGGGUUGGCAAAUACUGGGAAUUAAUAUUUAAAAGUGCCUUUUUGUAGUGACUUAAGGUUUUUAUUUUUGUAGAGUUUUGAUUCAUUAAAUUCACAGAA